AUGGCUCUUCUUCAGUUGGGCUUUCACGGGUCCAAAACUGACCCGUCCCUAUUCAUUCUCAAUUCAAGUGGCACGCUUGUCUAUCUUCUUGUGUAUGUAGACGACAUUAUCAUUACAGGUAAUCACUCUAGGGCUGUUAAUGAUGUUAUUAAAGAUCUCAGCUCUAUGUUUGCACUCAAAGAUUUGGGCCAGUUACAUUAUUUCUUGGGCAUUGAAGUGGUGCAUCAUGGUUCUGAUCUGGUUCUGUCUCAACGUAAAUAUAUUCUUGAUAUUCUUCACCGAGCAGGUCUUGUAGACUGCAAACCCGUAUCAUCCCCUAUGAGUACCUCUCAUGUCUUCUUACCUGAUGAUAGUCCUUUACUUGAUGAUCCUUCCAGAUACAGGCAGACGAUAGGUGCUCUUCAAUAUGCAACCUUAACUCGCCCGGACAUUGCCUUUGCAGUUAAUAAGGUGUGCCAAUUUAUGCAUGCUCCUACCGAGAAUCAUUGGGCUGGUGUGAAGUGCAUAUUGCGUUAUCUGAAGGGCACGAGUCAUUUUGGCCUACUAUUUCGUCACAACACAGGGUCCAGGCUACAAGCCUUUUCUGACUCCCAUUGGGCUACUAAUAUUCGGGCAUUCUCGGAUUCUGACUGGGCUGGUUGCCCUCUUGAUCGUCGAUCCACGGGGGGAUAUGCUAUCUAUCUGGGUUCCAACCUUAUUUCUUGGUCUGCUCGCAAACAACGAACUGUCUCUCGAUCUUCAACAGAAUCCGAAUAUAAGGCUAUUGCUGAUACUGUCGCAGAACUGAUCUGGUUAAAAUCUCUACUUCAUGAACUCGGUCUAGUUAGCAAGGCACCAACGCUUUGGUGUGAUAAUCUUGGUGCAACCUAUCUCUCUGCCAAUCCAGUGUUUCAUGCCCGCACAAAGCAUGUUCGAAGUAGAUUACCACUUUGUUCCUGA
This is a messenger RNA of Helianthus annuus (common sunflower), 939 nucleotides long. RefSeq lists its product as uncharacterized. NCBI's taxonomy places the organism in Eukaryota, Viridiplantae, Streptophyta, Magnoliopsida, Asterales, Asteraceae. The coding region runs from base 1 to 939 and encodes 312 amino acids. The record is from RefSeq and is a predicted model, not a curated record. The transcript has a single exon.